AUGUUCCAGAUCAAAACGACUAUCGGAAAGAAAAGCCUCAUUCUUGAAGAGAUGAAAGACGGUCACUCCAAGUUUAAGAUCACUCUUAUCGAAAACGGCGAAACGAAAAUGGAAAAAGAAGCGACGCUGGAAAUACCCGAAUUUAUGAACAAGAAGGACUAUCUGUCAGAGGUUGGUCAACGCCUUCUGAGGGAUUUGCGCGAAGAUGCGGACGCGGUCAGUGCCGUGACUCACGUCGAAGUAGAGGUUGUUGAAGACGUCACUAACAUUCUCAAAACAUACGUGAUUGGCGAACGAGCCGAGGAUUACCUGGAAGAAGAAACACCACAAGCACUCCACUACGAAGAGACAGCCGACAGAACCCCGUCACCCAUUCAGCAGCAGAAGGUGGAGAAGAUCUACGUGGAUACACUCAAGCGUGAAGAAGAGCAAUGGCGUGAGCCAGAAAAGGCUGAGAUCAAACUGAUGCAAGAUGGCUAUCAUUUCGAGGGAGAAGGUGCCCUGAAGAGAACUCGUCGUCUGGAGACCGAUGACUCGCUGGAGGUUGUGGCGAAGGCUAGAUGUGCCAACGCAUUCGCCGACUGCGAUUUAAUUCGAAGAGAAGACAGCUCGAACUUUACCGUUCAUAUUGCCGUUCCUUUGAUACAAGCAAUAUCAAUGAUUCUGACUAGGGGACGUGCCCAGCGACGUCAACAAGAGUUCUCAAAAGCGUUUGCUAUGGAGCAGGCCGGACAAUUCUUUGAGGAGGAGUCCUCACUACGACGUCUUCCAACGACGAGUAGAGAGCAGGAAGCUGUUCUCCAAAAAGCAACAGUAAACGAAGUUACCAUGGAGAAGGAAAGAAAGUUAAGGGAAACAGAAGCUGAAGGCGGUAGCUAUGAAAUGGAACAGCAAGGCCUGAAGUUGGUUGGCGAGGCGGUGAUCAAACGUCGUGGAAGGGCUUUCGAUUCUGAAUCCUCCGAAGAGGAUUCCGCCUGUGAAGAAGAUCAUUAUGCAGGAACGUGA
Messenger RNA from Cooperia oncophora, 1005 nucleotides. The record is from the annotation of a GenBank genome assembly. Lineage: Eukaryota; Metazoa; Nematoda; Chromadorea; Rhabditida; Trichostrongylidae.